This is a messenger RNA of Solanum lycopersicum (tomato), 628 nucleotides long. RefSeq names its product NADH-ubiquinone oxidoreductase 20.9 kDa subunit. Lineage: Eukaryota; Viridiplantae; Streptophyta; Magnoliopsida; Solanales; Solanaceae. The record is from RefSeq and is a predicted model, not a curated record.
AGGAACAAAUACAGAGACUGAACUUUGCAUUUUCCGAUCGUAAAAUUCAACUGGAGUAUCCGCCGCCGGCAAGUGACCAGAAGAAGAGCAGCUAAGAAGGAAGAUGAAUACUGAUAUCACAGCAUCGGCAAAGCCCGAGUAUCCAGUUGUAGAUCGAAACCCACCGUUUACUAAAACCGUCGGUAAUUUCAACACACUCGAUUACCUCCGGCUCACCACCAUCACCGGGAUUUCUGUCACCGUCGGAUACCUCUCCGGAAUAAAGCCAGGGAUUAGAGGGCCAUCGAUGGUUACCGGAGGUUUGAUUGGGCUAAUGGGUGGUUUCAUGUAUGCUUAUCAGAAUUCAGCUGGCAGGCUCAUGGGUUUCUUCCCAAAUGAAGGAGAGGUAGCCAAAGCCAAGUACAAGAUUUAACUGCUUCCCUUAAUUUUCUGGUUCUUUUGGAUUCCCUUUUGUAGUUUCCCCAAGAUGUUAUUAAAACAGUGGGCAUUCUCUCUUCUCAUGAGAACUUUGUUGAAAGUAAUACCAUUAAUAAUCAGUCUCUGGUUACCAACUUAAUAUGAUUUCUUGUGUUGCGAUGAAUCAUGUAUUAUUGUUACUUGCUAAUAAUGAUGUGUUGACUAUGCAUUA